Molecule: messenger RNA, 955 nt
Organism: Suillus clintonianus
Lineage: Eukaryota; Fungi; Basidiomycota; Agaricomycetes; Boletales; Suillaceae
Product: kinase-like domain-containing protein
Exons: 7
Coding region: 1-906 (301 amino acids)
Biological process (GO): protein phosphorylation
Molecular function (GO): protein kinase activity; ATP binding
Source: RefSeq, a predicted model, not a curated record
AUGGCAUCACUCCAAGUUGAUUUCAAGACUCCACUCAAGGAGAUCCCAGUGACAGAACUCAAGAAAACUCAGGAUUCUGCUGAUUACGCCGGUGGUUUUGGUGACGUCUGGAAAUGUACCUGGUACACUUCUUCCAAGGAACCCCCACUCACAGUUGCAAUCAAGGCGGUGAGGGUCACUGACAGGAGUCAAACAGAACUGUUAGCAAAGACUGCCCGGGGUAUACGGCGCGAGGCCUACGUCUGGGCUAACUUGAAAGACGACCACAUCCUCUCGCUUCACGGAAUCACAUCUGGUUUCGGAGUCUUACCAGCGUUCAUUUCGUCAUGGAUGACAAAAGGAUCCCUCGAUAACUACCUGAAACAGAAACCCACUCUAUUGAUAUCCCGGAAGCUAGACAUGUCUCACCAGAUAGCAUCCGGUCUCAAGUAUCUGCAUGGAAAGGGCAUUGUCCAUGGCGAUUUGACACCGACCAACGUACUCAUUAAUAGCGACGACAAGCUUUGCCUCGCAGACUUCGGUCUCUCAAUGGUCCUUGCAGAGUCGGGAAACCCCACAUUCAACUCCUGCCACGCAGGUAACGUGCGGUGGAUGGCCCCCGAAAUGUUUGCUAUACCCGAGCCAGGGAAGCUAACAAAGCCAACAAAGCCCGCAGACGUGUAUUCGUACGGCUGUAUCAUGCUUCAGCUACUUUGUGAGAAAGAACCUUACUUCGAGCUGGUGCAUGUGUACCACGUGAUGGCGGCGAAAUGGAAAGGCACAGAGCCCUUCUGCCAGCUCACCGGAGUUGACGACGGCCGUGAACAGUAUUCGCUGAGAUGUGUGUCUGCCGAUUUAAAUGCUCGACCUAGAGUCCAGGAAAUCGUGGCAUUUAUAAAGGCCGAGCUGAAGAACUUGGAUAUAUAGCUGGUAUGAAUUACUUACAAGUCCUUGUCGAUUCGCGAUACAACAAGCA